Messenger RNA from Anopheles maculipalpis, 980 nucleotides. It is a transcript of the gene mdlc, whose product is annotated as E3 ubiquitin-protein ligase RNF113A. NCBI's taxonomy places the organism in Eukaryota, Metazoa, Arthropoda, Insecta, Diptera, Culicidae. The transcript has 3 exons. Gene Ontology annotation, cellular component: U2-type spliceosomal complex. Gene Ontology annotation, biological process: snoRNA splicing. Gene Ontology annotation, molecular function: metal ion binding. The coding region runs from base 25 to 978 and encodes 317 amino acids. The record is from RefSeq and is a predicted model, not a curated record.
AUAUCGCCACAUUAAUCGCGUAUUAUGUCUACGUUUAUUAAACGAAAUAUCAAAAACAAGGGCGCUAGGAAGCGCAAACAAUCGUCCGACUCGGAUGAGGCAGAACAAGAAUCUCCAUCAUCGUCCGUUGUUGUCACACAAGAUAAGCGCAAGAAGGCGAACCCAAACGUUCAAUCUACUUCAGCCCUUAGGAAAAAGCAAAACCAAUCAUCAACCAACCCCGACGCGUCGCACUCGAGCGAGGAUGAAGCGAGCGUUGUCGUGAGCUACAAGUCCAAACGGUCAGCCCAAGCAGAAGGGCCGCGCGAUCAGGGUGCAACGGCAGAGCUGGAAAUCGAAACGGAAAAGGAUCGCGAUGCACAAGCCAUCUAUCAGAAGAGCAUCGACAUCAACAAAGAGCUGGAGGGCAAGGAGGAUGACAAGGUGUACCGGGGGCUGAACAAUUACACACAGUUUUACAAGAAGAAAGAUAGCGCCCAAGGCAAUGCUGCAUCGGGCAUGGUAAGGAAAGGGCCGAUCCGAGCGCCGGCCAAUAUUCGAUCCACCGUCCGGUGGGACUAUCAACCGGACAUUUGUAAAGAUUACAAAGAGACGGGAUAUUGUGGGUUUGGCGAUAGUUGUAAGUUUUUGCACGAUCGAAGCGAUUACAAGCAUGGGUGGCAGAUGGAGCAGGAAGGUCCGGGCGCUGGCCAUAAUCAUGGGGAUGAUGAUUCGGAUGGGGAUGAUACGAAGUAUGAAAUUCAUUCUGAUGAUGAUGAGCUGCCGUUCAAGUGCUACAUCUGUCGAGAGAGUUUCGUCGAUCCGAUUGUAACGAAAUGUAAGCAUUACUUUUGCGAACGAUGUGCUUUGGCGCAGUACAAGAAGUCCACGCGUUGUGCGAUCUGUGGAGUGCAGACGAAUGGAAUGUUUAAUCCAGCUAAGGAGCUCAUUGCACGACUGAAAACUAGAGAGAUGGAGGAACACUCCGAUAGUGAUUAAGA